This is a messenger RNA of Daldinia caldariorum, 2562 nucleotides long. RefSeq names its product choline/Carnitine O-acyltransferase. NCBI's taxonomy places the organism in Eukaryota, Fungi, Ascomycota, Sordariomycetes, Xylariales, Hypoxylaceae. Gene Ontology annotation, molecular function: carnitine O-acetyltransferase activity. The transcript is spliced from 3 exons. Gene Ontology annotation, cellular component: mitochondrion. Gene Ontology annotation, biological process: carnitine metabolic process. Bases 1 to 2562 code for a protein of 853 amino acids. The record is from RefSeq and is a predicted model, not a curated record.
AUGCCUACUCAAGUCCGUAUUUUUGCUAUGCCAAAGUCUCUUGGGGAGACUCUCAGUGGCAGUUCAUCUACCCCAUCGCUCCCCUCCACUCAGGAUCACAAAAACGAACGACCGGCGAGUCCUGAACUUAGAAGUCGAAUCCCAAUAAUGGAGACGAUACCAGAGAAACCCAAAGAGGGUGGUCUCACAUUUGCUCACCAGGAUAGCUUACCCAAACUCCCUAUACCGGACCUAGAACAAACGUGCAAGAAGUAUUUAACUGCUCUGAAGCCGCUUCAAGGACCCAGGGAACACUCUGAGACGAAACUCGCUGUCCAAGAAUUUUUAAAGAAAGAUGGGCCUGAGCUUCAGAGGAAGCUACAAGAAUAUGCCGUCGGCAAAACAAGCUAUAUAGAACAAUUCUGGUAUGAUUCAUACCUAAAUUUUGAUAAUCCCGUCGUUCUAAACUUGAACCCUUUCUUCUUGUUAGAGGAUGACCCUACGCCAGCAAGGAACAACCAAGUCACACGCGCGGCAUCCCUUGUCGUAUCAGCGUUGGAGUUCGUACGAGCAGUUCGUCGAGAGGAAUUGCCGGCAGAUACAGUCAAAGGUAUACCCCUAGAUAUGUAUCAAUAUUCCAGGCUCUUUGGCACUGCUCGGGUACCGACCGAAAACGGUUGUCAAAUUGAGCAGGAUCCUGAAUCUAAGCAUAUUGUUGUAUUGUGUCAUGGCCAAUUCUAUUGGUUUGAUGUACUCGAUGAUAAUUCAGACCUUAUCAUGAGCGAGAAAGAUAUUUCAAUCAACCUCCAGACAAUAAUAGACGAUGCAGCUCAAACACCUAUCCAAGAAGCAGCCAAAGGAGCUCUCGGAAUUCUGAGCACGGAAAAUCGGAAGAUAUGGUCAGGACUAAGGGAUGUUCUCACCAGGGAGGAGGGGUCUAAUAACGCAGAUUGCCUCGGUAUCGUCGACUCGGCUUUGUUCGUAUUAUGCCUUGAUUACACAGAACCCUCUACGGCGGCAGCGCUGUGCCAGAACAUGCUUUGUGGUACGAACGAUGUGGUGAAGGGAGUGCAAAUUGGUACUUGUGUGAACCGAUGGUAUGAUAAACUUCAAAUUAUUGUAUGCAAAAACGGAAGCGCAGGGAUCAAUUUCGAACAUACUGGCGUCGAUGGCCACACUGUACUUCGAUUCGCUAGCGACCUUUACACGGAUACCAUAUUACGAUUUGCAAGAACUAUUAAUGGCAAAGCCCCCAGUCUCUGGAAAACGGCGAGUCCAGACCCGUCGAAGCGCGACCCAGAGAGUUUUGGGGAUGUCACCACGACUCCUCAUAAGUUAGAAUGGGAUAUUUCGCCAGAGCUCCAUAUUGCUAUACGAUUUGCCGAAACUAGACUGGCGGACCUCAUCAGCCAGAAUGAGUUUGAGUGUCUAGACUUCAGCGGUUAUGGCAAGAACUACAUCACCUCUGCCGGCUUCUCACCGGAUGCAUUCGUGCAGAUGGCUUUCCAAGCGGCCUACUACGGAUUGUAUGGGCGAGUUGAGUGUACCUAUGAACCGGCCAUGACCAAGGCCUUCCUUCAUGGUAGGACGGAGGCCAUUAGGACGGUAUCGGAGGAGUCGGUAAAUUUUGUUCAGACGUUCUGGGCGGAUAACCCUGCGGAGGCAAAAGUUGAAGCCCUACGCAAGGCAUGUCAGCAGCAUGUCAAUGUCACCAAGGAAUGUUCGAAAGGAAGGGGCUGUGACAGGCAUCUAUACGCCUUAUUCUGUGUGUGGCAAAGAUUCCUGGACGGUGAUAGCCGCUCGGGGAGCAGUUUGGGGUACUCGAGCCCAAUAGAAACCGGCUCCGAGCAAGGUACAGAAUCCAUGGUGGGUAGUCCUGGGAGGGAAUCUAUACGAUCGAACGGCGAAGAGUCGCGAUCACGACGGCGCGGUGAUAGCAUAAACUCAGGGUACGCAGACCAUCCAGUGCCAGCUAUCUUUGCCGACCAAGGGUGGGACAAGCUGAACAACACAAUCCUAUCAACCUCGAACUGCGGGAACCCAUCAUUGAGGCAAUUUGGGUUUGGACCGACAUCGGGCGGUGGGUUCGGCAUCGGGUAUAUUAUUAAGGACGAGGGUAUCAAUAUCUGCGUGGCUAGUAAGCACCGCCAGACGAAGCGGUUUGUGGACACGCUCGAAAGUUAUCUAUUGGAGAUCAGGCGCAUACUACGCAUCACGAAUAGACGGGGCACAAGCUCCCGACAGACACGUGCCAGGGAAAUCGACCCGGAUAAGCCGCGUACGGGACAGCACCAUCGCCCCAACAAGACUCGCGGUCGUAUGAUCACCGGUGCAGAUAACUUGCGCGCUCUGGCGACUCGGUCGUCAACCGGAACGAGGAGUCCGACGGAAGAGAGUCUGAUGAUGAGCGAGGACGAUGAGUUAGGUGGCUACGGCUUCUUCGACGCAGGUAUGCUACUGCAGGCGCUGAAAGCGCGCGGCGAGGUGCUCGACCAGCAAAGCGAAUCGAAGGCCUCGGAUCGGGUGGCAGCGAACGCGCGGAGAAGGGAAAUUGGGAAAAAGUUACGGCUAGUUGAGUAUUGA